Messenger RNA from Morchella sextelata, 192 nucleotides. RefSeq lists its product as uncharacterized. NCBI's taxonomy places the organism in Eukaryota, Fungi, Ascomycota, Pezizomycetes, Pezizales, Morchellaceae. The record is from RefSeq and is a predicted model, not a curated record. The transcript has a single exon. The coding region runs from base 1 to 192 and encodes 63 amino acids.
AUGGAAAUCCUCAACACCGAUGAACUUCACACCGUUGUGCCGAAUUCGCCACUAACACAUGCAGUUCAGAAUUCAACAUUCUAUACGUGGCUCAGGCUGGGAGGGCUGCUGGAACUGGCCUUUGCAAUGAUACAUGUCGGAAUCGAUAUUCAUCAGACGGUGGUCUUCACGAUCAAUGAUCAUGACCAAUAA